AAUUUUCCGGCAAAACUCUCUCAGCCAAAGGAGAUUUCCACAAUCAAAUUGUUUGGCUAAGAACAUUUUCCUUAGUUCUCGUGGAUCUGUGCAAGAGAUCGGUUGUGGUCGUUACGUGGUCGGGAAGAAAGAAAGAAAGUGCACUUUAGGCGAUCGAAGAACAUUGAACCCUUUUCUUUUUGUUCUUGCGCCACACACGAGUGUGCGUUGUGACGGACCGAAGUCAAAAUGUGGCGGCCAAAUCAUCAAUGGUCCAUGGUGUUUAUUGUGUAGAACAGGAGGAAAAAUAAUAACGAAAAAUUAAAGAAAACCCAAUAACACGACGCUUUCCAAAAUAUAGAAAUUUAAAAAAAACAAGACGGUGCCAUACGUCACAAAUUUCAAACAGCCAAAUCGUAAUACGGCAAAAAUAUCAAUCCAUCAAUCUGCAGAUCGACAUAAUUUGUCAAACAAAUAUAUUACCAAACUCAACUGUGGCAGUAUUAGCUAACCGGACAUAAUGUCGAGCCGCCGUGCUCAUUCAAUGCCACCGCAUAUGCUUGAGCCCGCCAAACCGGAACGUGGACGAUGUGUCACUGCCAUCUGUUUUUCGUGGAAAGUCAUCACUUGUAUUGUGUCGCACGUGACACUGAUUUUGAUGGUGGUCUGCUAUUGUGUCGGUGGUGCCUAUUUGUUUCAACACUUGGAAGGCGAACACGAAGCUGAGGUCAAAACAGGCAUUCAUAAAAUGCGCAACAAUUUAACCGAAAUUAUUUGGACACACUCCGAGAAUCAAACAUUUCUCCAGGAAACCGAAUGGAAGACCUCGAUUGAAAGUAAACUGAUGAUUUUUGAAAAGCAAAUAUUGACAGCGAUGAAAAGUGAAGGAUGGGACGGUGAUGACAAUAUCAACACAACACAAUGGACAUUUGCUGGAUCAUUGUUUUAUUCGAUUAUUGUUAUUACAACAAUAGGUUAUGGCCACAUAUCGCCCCGAACCGAUUGGGGUAAGGUGACGACAAUAUUUUAUGCCAUUGUCGGUAUACCUUUGAUGCUGCUUUGUCUCUCAAAUAUUGGCGAUGUAAUGGCCUCAUCGUUUCGCUUUAUUUAUUGGCGUGUUUGCUGUUACAUUUGUACACGCAACUCUAAGAAAAAUCGCCGGGCUCGGCAACGUUCCAUACGCGCACCACGAUAUUCCUCCCGCUCGCAACCACCACCCUUUCGUAGAUCGAUGCGUAUGUCGCAGCGGCCCACACAGGCGGGAUUGCAACACGCCUACUCAGAUCCUGAACUAAGAACUGUGGGUCGCAAUGGUUAUGAACGUGAUUUUGACUAUGAACGCUAUCCAGAUCGUCGUACCGGCGGUGGGGGUGGUCGUCGUCGUGAUCAAAAUAUGAUGGCUGCACCACCACCACGACAUCCCUACGAUGAUGAUCAAAUGUUCGAUGAAUCUCCACCAUAUACACAAACUCUGAACAGACCUGGACGCUUUAGUGGCCGCCAAAGUCGCCGUGAUCGUAUGAGGGAUCGUCACACCGUCGAACGGGAACGACAUUUGAGUAGAUCAAAACAUAACUUUGAUUCGGUGGAGGAUUUUGAUGAUAUGCCACCCACAGCGAAGCGGGCAAUGAGUGUAAGGUCAAUGAGAUCACCCCAGAUGAGGCGGGAUGAAAUCUCGAGAGAAUCAAGAGAAUCGAAAGAGCUGAAUCGCCUAAAUUCCCAUCAAGCCAUGGUGCGUGGAAAAUCCAUGCCUCACCCAAAUGCCAGGACACGAGCAAAAUCCGUCGAUCCACGACUAUCGGCUCAACAUUACGAAGAUGUCGACGAGGAAGUGGUACGCAAAACACCCAUUAUAUCCAAUCGUUAUGCCAUUACCGAAAUGGAACACCGGGAAUCGCGCAGUAAAAGCUACAUGAGAAGUCAAUCAAUGCCACGCUCCGCGUUUCACAAAAACACUUUAAAUCAACCUCAGUCACCCACACAUCGUUCAUCGUCUAGACAUUUUAAUGACGACAUACCGAAUCACAUAAAUGUUGGCUCACCCAAUCGUCGAUCGAUGCCAAAUCCCACGGGACGUCGUGGCAGUUUUGGCAGACAAACCUCACUUGGUCCACUGCCAAGUAAUGGCCACUCUCGUUAUGGUAAUCACUUGGAAUUGCCAGAAUAUACCUCGCCGCAUAGAACGAAACGUGGUGUAUCGCCACGACGCCAUGAAAUCUACGAUGAAGAAUAUGAAGAUCAAUACCUUGAGGAUCCCGAUGAAUAUAUGCGUCUACAGCAUAUGGAGCGUAGGGAUCGUGGUGGUAGUGAAAGGAACUAUGAUGAUGUUGAAUAUCAACGAUCAUCUAUAAGAAAGGAGAGGAGACAGCGUAAGGAAAAGCAAGAACGUUUACCACCCUCACCAAGAAUUAUGUCUCCCAUGGGAUUUGCUGUCAAAAGACAAGUCCGAAGACGACCAAGUUAUGAUUACGAUGAAGACUCGAUGUAUGGCGAUGAUAUGAGUGAUUAUUAUGGUGAUAUACCGCCCAAAGAUCGUCCAGUGCCGAUAUGGCUAUGCGUUUUUCUAGUCAUUAGUUACAUAUUGGGAGGAGCUGCAUUGUUUGCCUUCUGGGAGAAAUGGUCAUUUUUGGAUUCGGCCUAUUUCUGUUUUAUCACACUAACAACAAUUGGUUUUGGUGAUUUUGUACCAGCCAAAGGUGUUAAAGAUGAAUCAGAACAGUCCAUAGCCUAUUGUUCAUUAUAUUUAUUAUUUGGUAUCGCUCUGCUGGCCAUGAGUUUCAAUUUGGUGCAAGAAGAAUUUAUAGCCAAUGUUAAAGAAGUCGCUCGACGUUUGGGCAUUUUAAAGGAUGAUGAUGACGAUGAUGACUAGUGGCCAUUAUGUAAUUGAUGUACAUGCAUUUUCAUUUAAUGUUAAAAAAUAUUAUUUAUUUAAAUACUAUUUAUUUUCAUACAAGAGAGGAGGGAGAAUAUAAACGAAAUACAAAUGCAUAUAUGAGUGAAAAAGGAACAUAUUACACAACACAUUUCAUUGCAUCAAUCAUGUAAAAUGGAUUAAAUUAAAAACUUGUAUGCCAAAUCUAUUUCUAUAUACAAGCUAUAUUAAAUUAGAAUAAUUAAAAUAUAUAA
Molecule: messenger RNA, 3105 nt
Organism: Musca domestica (house fly)
Lineage: Eukaryota; Metazoa; Arthropoda; Insecta; Diptera; Muscidae
Exons: 7
Coding region: 500-2848 (782 amino acids)
Biological process (GO): stabilization of membrane potential; potassium ion transmembrane transport
Cellular component (GO): membrane
Molecular function (GO): potassium ion leak channel activity
Source: RefSeq, a predicted model, not a curated record